GAGAAGCUAGGGUUUCGCCGCGGCCACCGUAUAUAAGCAAGCGCGAGGUCGCCCGUUCCUCCGCCAUCACUCUCGCCUGAGCCAUUGCCGUCGUCCUCCUCGCCCUCGACCUCUCCCUCCGCCGUGUUUGAAGUCUAGAAAACAGCCUUUCAAGAUGCAGAACGAGGAAGGACAAAACAUGGACCUCUACAUCCCCAGGAAGUGUUCUGCCACGAACAGGCUUAUCACCUCGAAGGACCAUGCGUCUGUCCAGAUCAACAUUGGGCACUUGGGUCCUGAUGGUGUUUACACCAACCAAUUCACAACUUUUGCGCUCUGCGGUUUCAUUAGAGCCCAGGGUGAUGCUGACAGUGCCGUUGACAGGCUCUGGCAAAAGAAGAAAGCUGAACUUCGACAGUAAUUUCGAGUGCGGCCGCAUGUCACCUGAAGAGGUCUAUUCCUUUUGAUAGAGAGCGAGCUAUGUCACAGUGAAACUGGUCUUUUGUUAGUACAUUUCAGUUCUGGAAACUGAUCAAGUUGAUUGUUGGAAUACAUGCGACUUAUCUGUU
Syzygium oleosum is the source of this 548-nucleotide messenger RNA. Its product is annotated as 40S ribosomal protein S21-2. Gene Ontology annotation, biological process: endonucleolytic cleavage in ITS1 to separate SSU-rRNA from 5.8S rRNA and LSU-rRNA from tricistronic rRNA transcript (SSU-rRNA, 5.8S rRNA, LSU-rRNA); endonucleolytic cleavage to generate mature 3'-end of SSU-rRNA from (SSU-rRNA, 5.8S rRNA, LSU-rRNA); translation. Gene Ontology annotation, cellular component: cytosolic small ribosomal subunit; ribosome. Bases 155 to 400 code for a protein of 81 amino acids. The record is from RefSeq and is a predicted model, not a curated record. Lineage: Eukaryota; Viridiplantae; Streptophyta; Magnoliopsida; Myrtales; Myrtaceae. The transcript is spliced from 4 exons. Gene Ontology annotation, molecular function: structural constituent of ribosome.